CAAGUCUUGGAAUCAUUCAAUCCUGUUUGUUUGACCCACUGAGGUUAGCUACCCACCAAGAAAACUCAACUGCAUUCACCCUCUUACCGAUCGCCAAAUAACCAUUUGUCUAUUUUAUAACACUUUGGCAUCACUUUUGUUGAUUCACACCACUUGUCACGCAACUUCCCUUCCCCACUCCCCCUUAAAAAACCCCUCCUCCUCACUUAUAACUGUCCUUCAACUCUCAAUCUCAGUACUACUGCUUUCCUCUACGUCUCUCUUCCGACUGGAAUUAGAAGAAAAAGUUGUUUGUUUUAUUGUGUUCGGAAAUCAGAUGGCUUUAGAAGCUCUCAACUCUCCAACAACACCUGCUACGCCUCCUUUCCAAUUUGAAGAUAGCAACUUACACUGCCUGGAAUCAUACACCAAGCGUAAGCGUUCAAAGCGGCCGCGUUUCGAUCAUGUUACCAACGAGGAAGAAUAUCUUGCUCUGUGUCUGAUCAUGCUCGCACGCGGUGGCGAAGCCAACUCAUCCAACACGUGUUCAAUCCCACACUGCCAUCGCUCUCCUACUCCAACCACCUCACUCCCACCAGCUUCAGCGCCUGCACCGAGCUCAACAGAGCAGAAGCUUAGCUACAAGUGCAGCGUUUGCAACAAGUCCUUUAACUCUUACCAGGCUUUGGGUGGCCACAAAGCCAGUCACCGUAAGCUUUCAGGUGGCAACGACGACCAGUCAACGUUAACAACCAGCUCUACGAUUGCCGGUGGAGUUAUUUUCCCGGCGUCAAACCCAAGCGGUAAGUCCCACGAGUGUUCCAUCUGCCACAAAAGCUUCCCUACUGGUCAGGCCUUGGGAGGCCACAAGCGAUGCCACUAUGAAGGUGGGGCUGGGAACAAUGCUACCGCUAGCGCCAGCGCCAGCGCCAGCGGCGUGACAUCUGAAGGAGUGGGAUCAACCAAUAACAUGAACCAUAUCAGUAAGAGGGUCGAGUUUGACCUCAACCUUCCGGCUUUGCCAGAAUUCUCACCGGCUAAUUUCUUAGUAGCCGGCGCUGAUGAUGAAGUGGAAAGCCCACACCCCGCUAAGAAGCCUCGUGGGAUGAUGCAAAUGCCACCCAAAAUUGAAGUCAACUAAACAAUUCUAAGUUAGAAGCCUUUUCUUUAGUUGCGUAGGGAUUAGUUAAAUUUUAGACCGGAUUGAAUGUAUUUCUUUUGAUAUUGUGAGACAUUGUUUCAUGACUGUACAUAGCACUUGAACGAUUCAAUUUGUGGCAAUGCUGCUGUGUUUAUUAUUAGUCAACUCAAUUCAAUUCAAUAC
This is a messenger RNA of Hibiscus syriacus, 1303 nucleotides long. Its product is annotated as zinc finger protein ZAT10-like. The transcript has a single exon. Lineage: Eukaryota; Viridiplantae; Streptophyta; Magnoliopsida; Malvales; Malvaceae. The record is from RefSeq and is a predicted model, not a curated record. Gene Ontology annotation, molecular function: DNA-binding transcription factor activity. The coding region runs from base 317 to 1120 and encodes 267 amino acids.